Molecule: messenger RNA, 2666 nt
Organism: Durusdinium trenchii
Lineage: Eukaryota; Dinophyceae; Suessiales; Symbiodiniaceae
Source: the annotation of a GenBank genome assembly
UUUGUGCAGAAAGCCCCCAUGCACCAAGAUCAGCGGGGCUUCGGACGUGUAUAGCAGAAAUGCUUCCAUCUCAGCUGAUGCAUGCAACUCCUUGGCUCAAGACUUAGCUUUAAACAUGUGAGGCUUUAGGAGUUGUUUGUAUUAUGCAGCUGGUUGGUUGAGCUGGGCCCUUCGGAUGAAAGUGCUUGGAGCUCUUGUUUAUGCAGGAUGGCAGCCGCAGAUCCCAGGUAUGCGCUGACUCUUUUUGAAAACUGGGACUGCAUUGGAGUGCGCACUCCAUUCGCCUGGGACGACGUGCACAAGCAGAUUUUGGAGGGCUUUGGAGGACCUGAUGGCCCGCAAUUUCGAGUACAUGCGGAUUUGCUGGCUUCCUUUGAGCAGGAUUUCGACAGCAGCUUGCAAGAGUGCCCCUUGGGAUCUGUGUACAUUGCAUUGGUGGGCAUGUAUAGCAUGAGGGACGGCCAGAUUGGUGAAUCUCAACAAGACAAGCUGGAAUCGAUUAGAAAGCAAGCCGAGAGGCUCAGCAUCAUGCUGGGACAAUUGCCUAUUUUGAUUAUCGCGGGCUCGCGCUGGCCUGUGCAUGAAGCUUUGCAGCACUUCCGACGCUGGCCACUGCCUUUUCACCAAACUCAUCAGACUUCACCUUUCGGCGAUUGCAAACAGGGUGCUACAAGAAUUGAUUGGCAGCAGUUAUUGGAGGUGUCAGGAAAGUGGAGCGAGCAAGGAAUGCUGGGCUUGGAUCCUGGGGAAGGUUCUUCCGAAUAUACCUCCACUAUCAUUGCCGCUUUGGAAAAGAUUGCUCAAGAUCCUUCAGCUAUCGGGGAUGCUGCACAAGAUGAGUGCACUCUGGGCUUCUUAUUUAUUUGCUUGGUUCAAACAGUUGCAGCUACUGCAAGACAAACCAGCACGCUGGAUGUUUGGGCAGUUGCAGUGGACAGCAUGCUGGGUUACGUGCCCUUUUUCACGAUCUCAAGUUCCCGAUGGCCAAUUUUUCAGGUCCUGGCGAUGCUCUCAAUAUUGUCCAAGGGUCCCGAAUAUGGCCAAGCGCUGCCAGGAUUCCAAUCUGACGUUUACAGAUGGGCAGGUGCUCAUCCAGUUUUCAAAAACUUCAGGGCUUUUGGCGACUUGAGACUGUCACGGGAUGAGAUCCUACCAUUCGGCGCAGACCAGGAGGCCCUCAUGUAUUCGCAGAUGCUCUCCCGCAUGGACGGGUUGCAGUGGCAAGCUGCCCCUGGUAACUGGAGGAUUACAGCCUCAUUGAGACCAGGUUUUAGAAAUGCAUUGGAUGCUGUCAUGCAAGCACUGAGGUCCUCUCUGCAUCCAGGGCAUGUAGAAUGUGGACACUCAGGAAUCUCAAGGGCGGACUGUAUCCAACGUGGAUGCUCGUGGCGAGAUUCUGUGCCGCAAGUACCAAGUUGUCAACGGAAGGUGGCCAAAAGGAAGCUGCUCCUCACAAGCUUUGUUUGGGGACAUGAAUGGUCUCGCAUGAUCCCACGCUUUAUUGCUUGGAUGCACAAGCUCAAGAUGGCGACAGUGUUGGUAUCGAUGGGCAAAUCCUGCCGCGAUGCCUGCACAAUCGCGGCCCAGGCGGUAGGUGGAUUUGGCAGUGGCCUGGUCACUUGCUGGGAUCCUUUCCUGGAAGAAGACUCGAGUGGUCUUGAGAAUGAGCAUGGUUCCAUUUUGCAGCGCCACGCCAUGAUCCACUUAUUGCUGCACUUGGGGGUAGAUGUGCUUGCUUUCGAUUUUGACACCUUCUGGUUUCAAGACGCGCGGGCUUACCUGGAAGAGAUUGCAGAUCACAAGAAGGCAGACGUGCUGAUGACAAAGCACCUUGAUUCAGACUGCCUCAACAUGGGGCUGCUUUACAUCCGCUCUUCUGCUCAGACUGCGAAAUGGUACACGAAGUAUUUUGCAUGGCUUCAUCUCCAUCCCUAUGAAGAUGAGCAGCGUGGGAUGAAUGCGUUGUUGGGCUUUACGAAACAGAAGGUAUCAUUUGCUCCUGAGAUGCCCCAGCUGGUCACUUUCGCGCUUGAUGAUGCCAAUGAGUUCGCGAGUAGCCGUGGUGGAUGGCUUGGAGAUUGGCACAACCUUCGCUUUUUUCAUUGGGUGAACCCUGUUGAAACGACCUCGAUGCUUGGAUUUCAUUCAUUGGAUUGCAGAUGCUGUUGUGUGGCCUUGGCACUGAUCUAGUGGAAUUGGCGAGAUGUGAAACUAGCUGACUUGGAUUCAUUGUACUUGGCAGCGCUUCACUCCAGCACUGAUCUGGCUUCACACGGCUGGGCCCUGGGAGCUGCGAUCCUGGGGGCACCAGACAUGUCCAUUGCCAAGCAGACGCAAACGGUCUUGGAAGAUUUCAAAGUGAGCCAGCAUCCGGAGAGAAGAAGCUGUUGGUGAGGAGAAGCUUGAGCCAGAGCAGUCGAGAACAAGUGAACAAGCUGCUGGUUUAGUGAAGAGGCCAAGCCUUUUAAGUCUAUGGAUUGAAAGGAGUUCCACAAAGAAGGAGUAGCAGGUGGAUAAGUGAGAAGCUGCACCUCCCAAUGCGAUUCGCCCGACGAAAGGAACAAAGGGCAAGGAGUGUGCUGCCAUACGCCUGCUGUCCAGGAACCAGCACAUCAAGUGUGUAAACUUGUGCGCGGUUGUGUCACAAGUUGCGAUGAGAUCGUAGC